Necator americanus (New World hookworm) is the source of this 3396-nucleotide messenger RNA. RefSeq lists its product as uncharacterized. Gene Ontology annotation, cellular component: endoplasmic reticulum membrane; COPII-coated ER to Golgi transport vesicle. The transcript has 27 exons. Gene Ontology annotation, biological process: endoplasmic reticulum to Golgi vesicle-mediated transport. Lineage: Eukaryota; Metazoa; Nematoda; Chromadorea; Rhabditida; Ancylostomatidae. The record is from RefSeq and is a predicted model, not a curated record. Bases 1 to 3396 code for a protein of 1131 amino acids.
AUGGCUUCAAGGCUGCAAGUUUUCUCGAAGGAAAUUCAAAGUGAAUGCGGCUAUGAGGAAGAUCGACAUAAGUUGUUCGGGAACGAAGAUGAACUGCAUGAUGAACUUCAAGAAGAACUUCUCUGUGAUGAAGAGAUUAUCGACACAGGUGAAGAAGAUGACUUGAGAACUGGUGAACUGCAGUUUAUGAGGUCAAUUCAUAAGGAAGACCCUCCAAGAAGAGUGAUAAAGCCGAGAAAACGGCGAAGAGAUGAUGGUGAAAGCCCCACAUUAGAUCAUGACAUUGACUACACGGCCACAAACUACUACCAUCGUUAUAAAAAUAAAUCUUAUGUGCGGAGGAAUGAUGUAGGAAAGUACUGUCAAGUUUGCAAAGCCAAACGAUUAGGAGGACGUUCGCGAGGGCUACCGAGCGAUUUGCAACUGCGGAAACUUUGGAUUCUUCGAUUCAACUUGGAUCCGGAAAGAGCAGCAGAAUUAUGGGUUAAAGAUGCUUUUUCUGAUAAUGCUCACAGUGGAGAAGUCUGUUCUCUGCAUUUUCCUGAAGUUAACGAUACAUACCGAAAUCCUCGUGAUGUUCUCCCCAUUGACAUGAGAGAUCCUCAGCUGGUGGGCGACGAUGCGGACGAUGUGGACUUCGGGAACAUGAUUCUUGCUUGUGUGUAUUGUAGCGCGCAAAGACCUUUAAAGUCAAUGAUCCCUUUUGCAAGGGCACGAUUUCGCCGUCGGAGAUGGAUAAGCGCCCUCUGCGAUGGGAACCUUCAAGCAGAAGCGCACCUACGCGAAGCGCUGAAGAACGGUGCUACGAAAUUCCUCUGUGAUUGGCACUUUGCAGACAACUGCUUCUCGAUUAACACUUAUGGGGAAUGGAAGCUGAAGAAAGAUGCCUUACCAAAUCCACUUCUGGAAGAAAACGAACGCACGAGCUUACGUAUUUACAUGAUUAACCACGUUGAUUCAACCAUUCAACGAAAUGAUGAAUUGCGUCGAAGAAGGCUCAACUUUCUGAUGUUGCGGAAACAUGCAAAAGAAAAGGAACGAAUGGACCGAGAAAAUAGUCGAGCCAUGGUAGACAGAAUGCGACGGACAUUUCCCAGACUCGAGUAUGAUCAAGCAGUUGGACGACAUUCCAUCUAUCCCGAACCUAGCCCACCUCAUUAUGUAUCGGCAAAUGAAAGACGCAUCGCACUGCUUAAUACGUCAAACAAUCAUGAAUCACAAGAAUUCAUUGAAGUGGAUCCUGAUAUGCCUCUCUUAUAUCCUGAUGUGGCAGAAGGCCCAACUGAAGUGUAUAAUCAAGAUCCUAGUACAUCUCAUGGUGCAUUAGAUUCGGAGUACCUAGAGGAUCUAGUGGAUGGAGACGUUCUCUACUCUGAUGACAGUGAUGCAGAAUCGGAGAUAAUACGAAAGUUGCAAAGGACAGUCGAUGUAGUGGUCUCAGAAGUUCGUCAGUGCGAAUUCUGUCAUGUCGUUUCGGCAUCCACCAGGUCAAAGUCCGAAAAUCGACCACGCACGUGGCCUUAUGAUGAUGUCAAACAUGAGAAAUAUCUCUCGUUCCUGGCAUGGCCAAAAGAAGUCGAGGAAGACAUACGUCGGUUGUGGGUGAAACGGCGUAUCGAACCUCUUAACGUGCUUCCUGGUUCCGUAUACAAGUAUCCAACUCUUAGUAUUUGUCAGCGGCAUCUAGAUGAAGCGGGUGUUCCUCAACAGUAUGAAGCUUGGCUUGCUAGAUAUUGUGUGUUAUGUGAUGAAGAGCUUCCCGAUGAGAACCUGCUUCUGCCUUUCCCGGUUGAUAAACUUGGAAGGGUUGCAUGGGCAAAAAGCCUCUUCUCCAAAAAACCAUUGAACAAUCUUGUACAGAAACAGCAACAAUGGUUAUGUGAGAGACUCACGCGAGAUACUGCGACGCACUAUCGCCUAUGCCUCUUCCAUUUUCACAAGUCCAGCUUCACCGUGUUGAAUGAAUGUAUUGAUUUUGAUCAGUCGUCGCAGCCGUUAGGAUUGAACAUUUGCCAGUAUGCGAAAAUCCCACGAGGCCCACAAGGCGUAGUAAAAUGUCCUUUGUGUGACACUUGGAAUGUGGAAUCGGAAAUGACGCAGAUUCGCACACCGAGGGGAUUGGCUGAACGCAAUUUCCUCGUUGAAGUUCUCAUCACUGCUGACAAGGCUACGCUCCGAAAAGGUGUCGACAAAUUGUCUGCUGAAGCAUCAACCAUCUGUAAGGCGCAUAUGCCAGAUGCGGAUCCCUUCGAAAUGAUCGCGGAACGUGAGCUAGUCGCUUCCGUAACGGUGCAGUGUGUAUCCUGCUCUAUUCAUGAUUUAGCGCAGAAUAUGACCCCCUUCCCAUAUCAACCGGCUAAACGCAUCAUGUGGGUGGACUCAAUGUCUCGACGGCGUGGAAAUCGCUUGCGUCUUCUGAAUCGUUUAGCUCUUGAAGGACGUCAUUACCUCUGCCCCGCUCACUUCCAUCCCAAUGCUCUUCGGUACAUCCCCGGCCUAGGAAUCUUCAAAAAGUUCUAUUUCCUUCCUAUACCGGACCCAAAUGAACAGCCGAUUACUCGUGUUCCGGAACCGCAUGAAGAUGACUACAUCCCCUUGCUUAUCGACGGCUUCGAUAAUGAAAAAGUGCAAUGGCACUUGAAUUACGAAAAAGUGAGAAGUCUGGUAGGAGACAUUGUCGACGACGUUCAUGAUGAGUUAGAAGAACAUCCCCAAGCUGAGAUCCCUGUUGUAUACGCCGACCGCGGAUCAUCGGAAGUCCGGCAACAACCUAAGGAUGUUGCUGCCGAAGACGCUGACGAAGUAGAGUAUUGUUACGAAUUAGAAGCUGACGAUCAUGAAGAUCUCGAAUCAGCUAUUAAUAUCGAACCAUCUAACGAUGAAUCUCAAGUACUAUCGUUCUUAUUAUCUGGAUUAUUAUUGGGGAAUUUUAUUAUCAUUUCAGGUUCUGGAAUGGCUUUCACUUUUGCUGCCUUCGGUUACCUCAUCGCGCUGAUUGCUGUCGCAUUUUGUAUUUUCUUUGCGAUUUACACAGUGAUCUGCAUUGAUGAGCUCAAGACAGACUAUAAAAAUCCCAUAGAACAAUGUCGAAAUCUCAAUCAGUUGAUCCUUCCCGAGUAUGCCAUUCACAUGACGUACACCUUCCUCUUCAUCCUUAGUUGGCAGAUGUUUGCGAUUCUUAUGAACCUGCCGCUUGCUUUCUACCAUAUUUCAACCUACAUGAGGCGUCCGGUGAUGUCUGGUCCAGGUAUUUAUGAUCCAACUACGAUUCUAAACCGUAACGAGUUGAGCGCUGCUCUUCGCGCCAGCUGGGCUAAACUGGCGUUCUACCUUCUAUCCUUCUUCUAUUAUCUUUACGCGUUGAUUUACACGCUAGUAACGUCGAGUAGCAGCUGA